Molecule: messenger RNA, 2167 nt
Organism: Megalops cyprinoides (Indo-Pacific tarpon)
Lineage: Eukaryota; Metazoa; Chordata; Actinopteri; Elopiformes; Megalopidae
Gene: ess2
Product: ess-2 splicing factor homolog
Exons: 10
Coding region: 225-1661 (478 amino acids)
Cellular component (GO): catalytic step 2 spliceosome
Source: RefSeq, a predicted model, not a curated record
AAACAGCCGUAGCCAGUUUGCUAUCUUGCUGGAUUAACUGUGGAGAUUAUAUGGUACUGACCAAAUUUCGAACACUUUAAUGUAGAGCGAGUUUACUAAGUGGAGCUGAAUUGGUAUAACCAUUUAGUGUAAGCAGAUAAUUUUUGAGCAGAAUAAAGGCAUCUUCUAUAUUUCUAUAGCUAGCUAACAAGGCCUACCCUUGUACAGCGUAGCGAGCACCAACAAUGCAGCGCAUCACGGACACCUCGGUGUCGGGGCCGCUUGUCACAGCCAAGACCGAUACUGCGCUCGCCCUAACGAAGCCGCCCGAAGAUGUAACAACCAAUGUAAAGAGAAAGGUCCUCGACGAAGACACUUACAUUGAGAGUUUAGAGAAGAUCAUCCAGAGAGACUUCUUCCCGGAUGUGACCAAACUACGGGCGCAGAAAGACUACCUGGAGGCGGAGGAGAACGGAGAGCUGGAAAGAAUGAGGGAGAUCGCUAUAAAAUACGGAUCAUCUCUGACCAAAUCCACACCACGCUCUUCUGUGCCUUAUGUGACACCAGCUACAUUUGAAACGCCCGAGGGACACCCGGGGUCUCCUACAUCCUCUCAUAGCAAACUGAGGCCAAGACCUGCUGAGGAAGGAAACAAAGGAAUGGAGGAUGAAGAGGAGAAAGAGCUUCCGUCUCUGGAUCGGUUCCUGGCGAAAACCACGAGUGAAGACAAUGCCUCCUUCGAGCAGAUUAUGGAGCUCGCAGAGGACAAGGAGAAACUACGGCAUGCAUGGCUGUAUGAGGCAGAGGCAGAGUUCAAACAGCGUCAUGAGGAUAAUCUGGCGUUGCCAUCCUCAGAACAGCAGGCUAUUGAGUCAGGGAAAGCUGGGGUGGAGACCUGGGAGUACAAAGCAAAGAAUGCCCUCAUGUACUACCCUGAGGGUGUGAAAGAUAAUGAUACCAUCUUCAAGAAGCCACGUGAGGUUCUCCAUAAGAACACGCGCUUUGUGGGCGACCCUUUCAGCAAAGCCCUCAGCAAGACGCAGCUGCAGCAGGCCGCUGCCCUCAAUGCACAGUUCAAACAGGGAAGAGUCGGUCCAGAUGGUAAAGAGCUGACGGCACAUGAUUCGCCCAAAGUCAAUGGUUACGGGUUUGAGGGAACUCCUUCUCCUGCGCCUGGUGUGGCUGAGUCACCUCUGAUGACAUGGGGUGAGAUCGAGAGCACCCCCUUCCGACUGGACGGGUCAGACACUCCCUACAUAGAGAGGAACCAUGGGCCCUCCUUCAAGAUCCCAGAGCCGGGACGCAGAGAAAGGCUGGGCUUGAAAAUGGCCAAUGAGGCUGCAGCCAAAAACCGAGCAAAGAAGCAAGAGGCAUUAAGAAAGGUGACCGAAAACCUGGCUAGCUUGACGCCAAAAGGACUGAACCCUGCCCUAAGCCCUGCCCUGCAGAGACUCGUGAAUCGGACGUCCAGCAAGUACACGGACAAAGCGCUGCGCGCCAGCUACACCCCGUCCCCCGCACACCGGGGCACAGCCUCCAAAACGCCACUCGGGGGCACUGCCACUCCAGGGGGUACCCCCACACCCCGUAAUGUCAGGACCCCUGCACCCCAAGACCCUGCCUCCAUCACUGACAACCUCCUGCAGCUCCCCAAGAGAAGGAAAGCCUCGGAUUUCUUCUGACCCCCAAAAACUAUGGCCCUUUCACCACCACUUUGUGCUCCCUGAGAAAGAGAUCCCCAUACCAGGGAGGAGUGUUCAGUCACAUGCACUGAGCAUUUAUAAGACGUGUAUGUGUGUAUAAAUGCACACGAAUCCAUACACCUAUGUAUAUAACCAUAUGUACAUAUACAGAAUGAAAAAGCAUACAUUUUGACAAUAUUUAUAUGGGCACUUCUAAGCGUUGUUCAAUGAAUGAGGUCUUUGGAUUGCUGUGAACUGAAGAAUAAAGAACGAACAGGCAAAGAAUGAACUCCAUGGACAUAUGGAAAGAUGCUGUCAAGUCCUACUGAAGUGUAGCUCUGUUCAGAAGAUCAUCAUGGAGCAGACACCCCCAGGGGACUAGUACAUCCUUGUGUGUGGGUCUCUGGGGUCCUAGUUGUGAAUGUCAAACUAAUGCUCAUUUCAAGAAUUAAAAUGUUUUGUACAGUACCUUUUCAACUGAUUAUCUGUUUGAACAUGUCAUUAAA